CCAACAUUUUCAAGAGGCGUUGGAACUUCCCCAAUUGCAUAGGGGCACUUGACGGAAAACACGUCCACAUACAAGCUACGCCAAAUUGCGGUUCUGAAUAUUUUAAUUAUAAAAAAAUAAAACGGUAUUGUUCUGACGACAAUGGUAGAUGCCGAGUACAAAUUUACGUACGUCGAUGUUGGCGCAUAUGGUCGCGAUUCAGAUGGUGAAGUGUUUUCGAGAUGUUCUCUCUCCAAAGCAUUGGAAACUAAUUUGAUAAAUAUACCACAACCGCAAUCGCUUUCUGAGGAAUCACAACCGGCUACAUUCGUGGUUGUGGCCGAUGACGCGUUUCCACUGAAAAAUUUCAUUAUGAAACCAUAUUCAUUUCGUCAACAUUCAAUUGAUCAACGAGUAUUUAACUAUCGAUUGUCCAGAGCUCGUAGAGUAGUGGAGAAUGCAUUUGGCAUAUCUGCGACUCGCUUCCGUGUACUUCGCCGAUGCCUUGACGUAUCUGUAGACAGGGCUAUUAAGUUAGUUCUUGCUAUUUGUGUUUUACAUAACUUUCUGCUAUCUAAAAAUAAUGUAUCGACACUCGAAGUAGACCAUGAAGUCGACGGCACAGUUGUGGAAGGAACUUGGCGUGCCAUCCUUCGCGAAGAAAACAAUUUUCACAAUAUUUCCACAUGUCACUGAUGUCAAAGUAACGAUGCUAUCCGAGUUAGAGAACAAUUCAAAGAAUACUUCGUCUCACGGGCAGGGGAAGUUUCAUGGCAGUACAAUGCUGUUUUGCGUGGCACAACACAACAUACAUAAGCACUCACCAAAUUCGAUUCCCUGUUUGUUGAUUGAAAACUGAGUACAGGAUUCAAAAAAGCAAGUGCCUCAUUUAACUCGUUGGGCCAUUUAUAUUUAGACGUUUGUCCACUUUUUGUUUCCCGAAUGACAUCUUUUUGUGGAACAUCAAGAACAGCCGCCACACUUUCCCACGAGUUUUGGGUGAAUACGCGAUCUUUAUACAUACGUUGACAUGGGUUCCACAAAUUCUCGUGCUUUUCAACAUUCGCAACGAGAUUUUGCACCAAUUCCAACCCCCACACAAACGAACA
Rhagoletis pomonella (apple maggot) is the source of this 1088-nucleotide messenger RNA. RefSeq lists its product as uncharacterized. The transcript has 2 exons. The coding region runs from base 142 to 675 and encodes 177 amino acids. NCBI's taxonomy places the organism in Eukaryota, Metazoa, Arthropoda, Insecta, Diptera, Tephritidae. The record is from RefSeq and is a predicted model, not a curated record.